AUGGGGUCUGAUCCACAGUUCAUCAAGUAUCCCGACCUUCUCCUCGCCCAGUCUGUCUUCAACCUCUCCAACCCUGCCUGCAAUGCGUCCACUCGCCAGGCAUCUCUGAAGAAGCUGCAAGAUGCGAUCACCGAGCGAAAGAUGGCGCCUUUCUAUCGCCACCUUGCACAUCCGACGGAGGGUAUCUUGAAUACAUCGGGUGAGGGUGUGACGCAACAUCCGCAUCCUCACAAUGCAGGAGCUUCCAAGCCGCUCAUCACCUCCAACAUGCUCGCCUCACGACCAUCUUCCGAUAUUGAAUUUCCCUGGGAUGAGAAGCUGUAUCAGACUCUGGUCGAGGAUAACAAGAAGGAGUUGGAAGGGAUUCAGAAUGAGGAGGACGAGGCGGAGGAGGCUGCUGGUGAGACUGAAGUUCAGGCAGCCCGAGGAAAGCGAGCCGAAUUCUGGGCUCGUGUGGGAGAUAAGUCUGCUGAUCCGGUCGACCCGACACAGGACAAGUCUAUCGAGUCGCACGAAGCUCUGCUUGACAAGAUUGGUUUCCUUGGCACAAAGAUUGACCUGGUGCUUGCCAUGAUUCGCAUCGGUCUGUUCUUUGGUGAUCGACUAUACGUCAAGAAAACCAUUGAACGUGCGGAAGCUCUAGUGGAAAGCGGUGGUGACUGGGACCGGAGGAAUCGCCUCAAGGCCUACAAGGGCAUGCACCUUCUCACGUGUCGGUCAUACAAUCUCGCUGCUCCUCUUCUCCUCGACAGCUUGUCCACAUUUACCAGCUACGAGCUCUGCAGCUACUCAUCCUUGGUCAUUUACUCCGUGCUCGCCGGAUCGCUCUCCCUCAAGCGUGUGGACUUCAAGGCCAAGGUUGUGGAUGCGCCCGAGAUCAAGGCUAUUCUGGGUGCUGGAGAAGAUCAGCUGGCCGCGCUCUCAGGCGAAGUGUCUUCCGGUCCCGGUGCUCUUGACGAGGAAAUGAUUGACGCGACGGUCUCCAAAUCGACUCCCACCACGGGUGCCAAGACCGUGGUGAACCUGACCACCCUGGUGACCGGCACCACCGACCAAGCUGAAAACGAAGCCCCGGUAGACUUUUCAUCUCUCGCCAACUUGGUGAACAGCUUGUAUAAUGGCAAUUAUCGCUCUUUCUUCAACGCCCUGGCCGCCGUCGAGGACCACUUCUUGACUCAAGACCGGUACCUGCAGGAGCAUCGGGCCUGGUUUGUCCGGGAGAUGCGUCUACGCGCCUACCAGCAGCUCCUGCAAAGCUACCGUGUUGUCGGUCUGACCAGCAUGGCCAACGACUUUGGUGUGACAGUGGAUUAUUUGGACCGGGAUUUGGCCAAAUUCAUCUCCAGCAACCGCAUCUCGUGUACGAUUGACCGCGUCAACGGGAUCAUUGAGACCAAUCGACCAGACGACAAGAACAAGCAGUACUCCGACGUGGUCAAGCAUGGUGACUCUUUGAUCACCAAGCUGCAGAAGUAUGGACAAGCGGUUCGUCUACGUGGCAGUGAGCGCAGUUAG
Molecule: messenger RNA, 1515 nt
Organism: Penicillium diatomitis
Lineage: Eukaryota; Fungi; Ascomycota; Eurotiomycetes; Eurotiales; Aspergillaceae
Product: proteasome regulatory particle lid subunit RPN7
Exons: 3
Coding region: 1-1515 (504 amino acids)
Biological process (GO): proteasome-mediated ubiquitin-dependent protein catabolic process
Cellular component (GO): proteasome regulatory particle
Source: RefSeq, a predicted model, not a curated record